AUGACUUUAUUUUCUUCAUGAUUCCGUUUGUUUCGUAAGCAGGGCCAAUGAAAGCUUUACUAAGAGAGCUUGUAAAUUCCUGGUUGAGGUCAUUGUUUAUGAGAGCUUACAGAGGUUUGGCUCAUGUCCUGAGGUUUUUUUUUCUUCUUCACUGCUGCACCCUCUGUCUUUAAAGCUGCGCUGCCUCCACAGAUUUUACCUUUCGGCCAAAACCACCGGACGCACUGCUGGUGUCGACUGACAGACGCUCAUCUGUACACUCAGUAAAGGUCCCAGGAGUUAUCUUACCUCCACCAUGACUGAUCGCUUCGACUGCUACUACUGUCGCGACAACCUGCAUGGGAAGAAGUAUGUGAAGAAGGACGAAAAGCAUGUGUGCACCAAGUGCUUUGAUAAGCUCUGUGCCAACACCUGCGCAGAGUGCAGACGCCCCAUUGGUGCUGAUGCCAAGGAACUGCACCAUAAGAACCGCUACUGGCAUGAGGAUUGUUUCCGCUGUGCCAAGUGCUACAAGCCAUUGGCCGGUGAGGCAUUCAACGCCAGGGAUGACGGCAAGAUAAUGUGCGGCAAGUGCGGCUCCCGGGAGGAUGGCAACCGGUGCCAGGGCUGCUACAAGGUGGUCAUGCCAGGUUCACAGAAUGUGGAGUACAAGAACAAGGUGUGGCAUGAGGAAUGCUUCACCUGCUUUGAUUGCAAGCAGCCAAUCCGCACACAGAGCUUCCUGGCUAAGGGUGAUGAGAUCUACUGUGUACCCUGCCAUGACAAGAAGUUUGCCAAGAAAUGCUUCCACUGCAAGCAGCCAAUCUCCUCUGGAGGGAUCAGCUACCAGGACCAUCCCUGGCACUCUGAGUGCUUUGUGUGCAAAACCUGCCAUAAGCCUCUGGCAGGAGCUCGCUUCACCUCCCAUGAGGACAGUGUUUACUGUGUGGACUGCUACAAGACUGAUGUGGCCAAGAAGUGCCAUGGCUGCAAGAACCCUAUCACAGGGUUUGGCCAUGGCACCAAUGUGGUGAACUACGAGGGAUUCUCCUGGCAUGAGUAUUGCUUCAACUGCAAGAAGUGCAGUCUCUCCUUGGCCAAUAAGCGCUUUGUCCUCAAUGGAGAUCAUAUCUACUGCCCUGACUGUGCUAAGAAACUGUGAGCUGUACAAUCACCUGUGCAGGGGUUUUAAAGUUCACCAAAACCAACUUUUUGACGGUUACUCUUCGAAAGAACAUAUUUUCUCAUAAAAAUAUAAAAAAAAUGUUUGAGGCCUUCAUGUAUUCGAAAUGCAGCUACAGCUUCUGAAAUAGCAUAACAAUGUCAACAGUCAAAUUUAGUGAAAUGUCUGUUCAUGUGGAAACUUGCAGUUAUUUCAACUAAAUAUGUAUUAGCUUGACUCAUUUAUCUUCAUAUAUGUAAAUGCAACUUGUCAGGGUGUGAUACGACCAUGCAAACGGAAUUCCUUAAAU
Molecule: messenger RNA, 1451 nt
Organism: Scomber japonicus (chub mackerel)
Lineage: Eukaryota; Metazoa; Chordata; Actinopteri; Scombriformes; Scombridae
Gene: fhl1a
Product: four and a half LIM domains 1a
Exons: 6
Coding region: 296-1141 (281 amino acids)
Biological process (GO): muscle organ development
Molecular function (GO): transmembrane transporter binding
Source: RefSeq, a predicted model, not a curated record